AUGAAAUUGAGUUUUCUUGAUAUGCAUCAACUUGUGAAACCGGCAAUUAUUAUCAAUGGAUUACCGAUGACUGGUCAUGUGAAAGUACUUGAUGUUCGCGGAUGGAUUCUUUCUUUCCAUCGAUACGAUGCUACUCCUCAAGGUCUACAAGCAUGCGAUGAUCUUCGACGUUCAGCUUCGAAUAAGAUGAUUUUGGCAACACGACAUUACGGUUCCAAAGAGAUUUUAAAAGUUGAUCGUGAACGUGCGCCGAACGACUCCACGAAUUUGUUGGACGUUCUUCCCAGCGAAGAAGUCAAAACUAUGCAAACAAAUUUUAAACGAGUAACUGGCUGCAAUGUACAGAAAUUGAAGAAAGAAUCUCGACUUUUCUUUUAG
Messenger RNA from Adineta ricciae, 378 nucleotides. Lineage: Eukaryota; Metazoa; Rotifera; Eurotatoria; Adinetida; Adinetidae. The record is from the annotation of a GenBank genome assembly.